Molecule: messenger RNA, 5272 nt
Organism: Rhea pennata
Lineage: Eukaryota; Metazoa; Chordata; Aves; Rheiformes; Rheidae
Gene: PCNX3
Product: pecanex 3
Cellular component (GO): membrane
Source: RefSeq, a predicted model, not a curated record
AUGGGCUCGCAGGCGCUGCAGAUCCUGCGGCAGGGCGUGUGGGCCUCGCUGACGGGCGGCUGGUUCCUGGACCCGCACCAGAGCGCCUUCGCCAACUGCUUCCACCUCUACGCGUGGCUCUUCCUGCUCGCCUGCCCGCUCCUGCUCUACACGGUGCUGCCCCCCAGCAUGCUGGUGGCCGGCGUCUACUGCGCCGUGGUGGCCGCCUUCUUCGCCGCCGUGAAGACCGUCAACUACCGGCUGCACGCCAUGUUCGACCGGGGCGAGGUGCUGGAGCCGGGCGCUGCCACGCUGCUCGAGGGCGCCCGCGCCGAGGAGGGCGACGCCGGCCCGGCCCCGCCGGGGGGGGCCGUGGAGAUGACGGUUUUCCGGCGGGCCGGCGCGACGCCGCCCGUGCGCUGCAGCUCCCAGCACUCCGUGUUCGGCUUCAACCAGGUCACGGAGCUGCUGCCCCACCUGGAAGACGCCGGAGCUGCAAGAGACAUCCGGGAGCUGGUGCGCGAGCAGGGCAGCAACAACGUCAUCGUCACCGCGGCCGACCGGGAGCGCCUGCGGCAGAGCCCCCCCGAGAGCGGCGCUGGAGCCGCGGAGCCGGCGGGCGACGGCGGGGCGGCGGCGGCACCCCCCAGCCCCCCCGGGCUGAGCCGCAGCGUCCUCAGCCUGGCGCUGCCGGGGGCCGAGGGCCGCCCCGAGCCCCCCCCGGCGCGGGGGGGGCCGGCGCCCGCCCGCGGGGGCUCCUCCGACAGCUGCUUCAGCGGCGGCACCGACAAGGAGACGCCGAGCACCCGCAGCAGCUACCGCAGCGAGCAGACGGCCUCCACCCGCCUCGACAGCCCCUCGCUGGGCCCCGGCGCCGCCCCGGGGGGCGGCAGCGACACCGACCCCCCCUCGGAGGCCGAGCUGCCGCCCCCCGCCGCCCCCCGCGCCGUGCGGCCCAAGGAGCCGCCGGGCGCCCGGGCGCUGCUGGAGGCCGAGAGCUUCGACGAGGAGGACUCGAGCGACGGCAGCGAGCUCAGCCCGGCCUCCAGCCUGCGCCGCUACAGCUCCGACACCUCCUCCAGCGUCUCCGGCUACUCGCCCCAGGCCGAGGCCGGCGCAAGCGGCGGCCCCCCCCCUGCCGCCACCGCCGCCGCCGAGGGGCCCCCCCGGCCCCGCUACGCCCGCCGGGCCCCCGGCAGCGCCAAGACCCACGCCCGGGUGCUCAGCAUGGACGGCGCCGCCCGCCCCGGGCUGCCCCUCGCCAAGGCCGACCUGGAGGCCCGGGGCGAGGGGGCCGGGGAGGCCCCCAGCUCGGCCCCGCCGCCGCCCCCCGAGGCCGACGGCAACCGGCCGGGCUGGCGCGGGGAGCCGCCGGGCGAGGGGGCCGGCGGAGCAGCGGCCCCGGGGCCGGCAGCGGGCGCCCGGCGGGACGGGGCGAAGCCCGGCCAGGCCAUGCGGCGCCGGCACAACGCGGGCUCCAACCCCACGCCGCCCUCCUCGGCCAUGGGCUCGCCGCCCAGCCCGCUCUGUCCCCGCAGCCUGCAGGACCUGCCGCGGGGCCGGCCGGCCGGGCCGGGCCGGGCGCUGACGCUGCCCUCGGCCCUGCAGUUCGCCAGCUCCCUGCUGCUGCCCCGCGGCCCCGUGCACGAGGCCUGCGACUUCGACGACACCUCCGAGGGCGCCGUGCACUACUUCUACGACGAGAGCGGCGUCCGGCGCUCCUACACCUUCGGGCUGGCCGGCGGCGGCUACGAGAACCCCGUGGGGCAGCAAGGCGGGGAGCCCGCGGGCGGCAGCGGCUGGGACCGGCACUCGCACUCCUCCAGCUUCACGUCGGCGGAGGCGCCCGAGGGGCCGGCGGGGCUGGGGCUGCUGCCGCCGCGGCCCGUGGUGCUGCAGGGCAUGCAGGUGCGCCGCGUGCCGCUGGAGCUGCCCGAGUUCGACCUGCUGGACCAGGAGUCGGUGCCCGAGUCGCAGGAGAACACGCUGAUGAUGGAGCGCAAGGCCAAGCCCCGGCAGUACUACAAGUACUGGGUGCUGCCGGGGCGCUGGGUGCGCGUCCGCUACGACCGCCUGGCCCUGCUGGCCCUGCUCGACCGGAACCGGCAGGUGACGGAGAACGUCUUCGUGGUGGCCUUGGUGGCCCUGGUGGCCUUCCUGGGCUACCUGCUGCUGCUGCAGGGCUUCUUCCGCGACAUCUGGGUCUUCCAGUUCUGCCUCGUCAUCGCCAGCUGCCAGUACUCGCUGCUCAAGAGCGUGCAGCCGGACGCCGCCUCGCCCAUGCACGGCCACAACCGGCUCAUCGCCUACAGCCGCCCGGUGUACUUCUGCGUGGCCUGCACCCUCAUCUGGGGGCUGGACGCCUGCGCCCGCGCCCCCCCCGCGCCCCCCACCCCCUUCUACGGCCUCACCCUCUUCUCCGCCGACUUCUUCCGCGGCGCCUGCGAUGCCGCCAUCGUGUUCACCCUCUGCUUCCCCCUGGUUUUCCUGCUGGGGCUGCUCCCGCAAGUCAACACCUGCCUCAUGUACCUGCUGGAACAGGUCGACAUGCACCUCUUCGGCGGCACAGCCGCCACCAGCCCCCUGACGGCUCUGUACGGCUUCGCCCGCAGCGUGCUGGUGGCUGCCGCUCUCUACGGCUUCUGCCUCGGGGCCAUCAAGGCGCCCUGGGGGGACCAGCACGUCCCCGUGCUCUUCUCCGUCUUCUGCGGCUUCCUCGUCGCCUCCUCGUAUCACCUGAGCCGCCAGAGCAGCGACCCCACCGUGCUCUGGUCCCUCAUCCGGACCAAGUUCUUCCCCGAAUUUGAGAGCCGGAGCCCCGAGACGCCGCCGGCGGAGAUCCCCGACCCGCUGCCCGAGAAGCUCCGCGGCUCGCUGCGGGACGUCCUGCACUCGGACCUGGUGAUGUGCUCGGUGGUGGCGGUGCUGACCUUCGCCGUCAGCGCCAGCACCGUCUUCAUCGCCCUCAAGUCCGUCCUGGGCUACGUGCUGUGCGGCCUGGCCGCGCUGCUCGGCUUCGUCACGCACUACCUGCUGCCGCAGCUCCGCAAGCAGCUGCCCUGGGUCUGCCUCUCGGGGCCCGUGCUCAAGCCGCGCGAGUACAGCCAGUUCGAAGUGCGCGACGCGGCGCAGCUGAUGUGGUUCGAGAAGGCCUACGCCUGGCUGCAGUGCCUGGAGAAGUACGGGGUGCACCCGGCCGUGGUGCUCUACGCCCUCACCGUGGACGCCCACGCCGUCAGCGCCCGCCCCGAGCACUUCUGCCUCUACGCCCGCGCGCUGCUGCUGACGGCGGCGGGGCUGCGGCUCCUGCGCGGGGCCUUCUGCUGCCCCCCGCAGCAGUCGCUGGCGCUGGCCUUCACCGCCCUGCUCUUCCGCUGCGACUUCCCCCGCCACUCCCAGGGCUUCCUGCUCGACUACUUCCUCGUCUCCAUCCUCGCCAGCAAGCUCUGGGACCUGCUGUACAAGCUGCGCUUCGUCCUCACCUACAUCGCGCCCUGGCAGAUCACCUGGGGCUCGGCCUUCCACGCCUUCGCCCAGCCCUUCGCCGUGCCCCACUCGGCGAUGCUGCUGCUCCAGGCCGGGCUCUCGGCGCUGCUCUCCACCCCGCUGACCCCGCUGCUGGGCAGCGCCGUCUUCCUCAUGUCCUACGCUCGCCCCGUCAAGUUCUGGGAGCGCGACUACAACACCAGGAGGGUCGAUCACUCCAACACCCGCCUGGCCACCCAGCUCGACCGCAACCCCGGUGCGGACGACAACAACCUCAACUCCAUCUUCUACGAGCACCUGACGCGGUCGCUGCAGCAGUCGCUCUGCGGCGACCUGCAGCUGGGGCGCUGGGGCACCUUCGGCGCCGGCGACUGCUUCGUCCUCGCCUCCGACUACCUCAACGCGCUCGUGCACCUCGUGGAGAUCGGCAACGGCCUCGUCACCUUCCAGCUCCGCGGCCUCGAGUUCCGGGGCACCUACUGCCAGCAGCGGGAGGUGGAGGCCAUCACGGAGGGGGUGGACGAGGACGAGGGCUGCUGCUGCUGCGAGCCGGGCCACCUGCCCCACGUGCUGUCCUUCAACGCCGCCUUCGGGCAGCGCUGGCUCGCCUGGGAGGUGGCGGCCACCAAGUACGUGCUGGAGGGCUACAGCAUCAGCGACAACAACGCCGCCUCCAUGCUGCAGGUCUUCGACCUCCGCAAGAUCCUCAUCACCUACUACGUCAAGAGCAUCAUCUACUACGUGACGCGGUCGCCGAAGCUGGAGGAGUGGCUGGCGCACGAGGGGGUGCGCGAGGGGCUGCGGCCCUGCACGGCGCCCGGCUACGCCGACACCGACCCCACCUUCAACCUCAACAUCGACGAGGACUUCGACGCCCGCCUGGGCGGGCUCAGCCUCCCGGCCUUCCGGCAGGCCUACCUGGGCUGGAUCCAGCACUGCGCCGGGCGCCGGGCCCAGCCCGUGGACAAGGACUGGGACUCGCCCCUCGUCACGCUCUGCUUCGGGCUCUGCGCGCUCGGCCGCCGGGCGCUGGGCACCGCCUCGCACAGCAUGUCGGCCAGCCUGGAGCCCUUCCUCUACGGGCUGCACGCCCUCUUCAAGGGCGACUUCCGCAUCACGUCGCCCCGCGACGAGUGGGUCUUCGCCGACAUGGACCUGCUGCACCGCGUGGUGGCCCCCGGCGUGCGCAUGGCCCUCAAGCUGCACCAGGACCACUUCACGUCGGCGGACGAGUUCGAGGACGCGGCGGCGCUGUACGAGGCGGUGGCGGCGCUCGAGGGCCGCGUGGUGAUCGCGCACGAGGGCGACCCGGCCUGGCGCGGCGCCGUCCUGGCCAACGCGCCGGCGCUGCUGGCCCUGCGGCACGUCCUGGACGAGGCCAGCGACGAGUACAAGGUGGUGAUGCUCAACCGCCGCCACCUCGGCUUCCGCGUCAUCAAGGUGAACCGGGAGUGCGUGCGGGGGCUCUGGGCCGGGCAGCAGCAGGAGCUCGUCUUCCUGCGCAACCGCAACCCGGAGCGGGGCAGCAUCCAGAACGCGAAGCAGGCGCUGCGCAACAUCAUCAACUCGUCGUGCGACCAGCCGCUCGGCUACCCCAUCUACGUCUCGCCCCUCACCACCUCCUUCGCCGGCUCCCACCCGCAGCUGCGGGCCCUCUGGGGCGGCCCGCUCAGCGCCCGCGCCAUCGCCGCCUGGCUCGCCGCCACCUGGGCACGGUGAGCCCCAAAACCCGCCGAAACCGCCCCAAAAACACCCCCGAGACCGCCCGCGAAACUGCCCCGAAACCGCCCCGAAACCGCCCCCAAAU